AUGGCGCGGCUACAGCAGAGUCCAGGUCUGAUGGCCCCAGCCCGCUCCCAGCUCAUCGAGACAGCCAAAUCUGUUAUCGAUGGCUACAACAAAUUCACGAAUCAAGACAUCCUCGCCCCUCGAAGCCCGACUUGCAUGCACAUCAUCCUGCCCACAUGUGCUGGUAUCCCACCGUGCAAUAACGAACCAUUCACCGUCGUUUUGGAUCAAUUUCUCCCAUUAUUUCUGAAAAUAUUUGUUUUGACGAUCGACGAAGAUGAGAUUGUCGUGGACGAAGCGGCGAGAAAGGUCGUCUUCCAUGCAAAAAGUACGGGCGAGUCCGUGGCAGGUCCAUAUCGGAAUGAAUACGAUGAAUGA
This is a messenger RNA of Rhinocladiella mackenziei CBS 650.93, 357 nucleotides long. RefSeq lists its product as uncharacterized. NCBI's taxonomy places the organism in Eukaryota, Fungi, Ascomycota, Eurotiomycetes, Chaetothyriales, Herpotrichiellaceae. The record is from RefSeq and is a predicted model, not a curated record. Bases 1 to 357 code for a protein of 118 amino acids. The transcript has a single exon.